Messenger RNA from Angiostrongylus costaricensis, 393 nucleotides. NCBI's taxonomy places the organism in Eukaryota, Metazoa, Nematoda, Chromadorea, Rhabditida, Metastrongylidae. The record is from the annotation of a GenBank genome assembly.
AAGGCCCCGCAUGGUGUGAUGGUGAACGCAUUAGCUCCCGGAAAGGGUAGUAGCACGUUCAUUCCUCAUCGCAGACACCUGCGGUCCGGAGUUUUGCAAAUAUCUCAAAACCAUAGAAAUUAUAUUUCGCAACACACCCUGCAAUUUAAAAAAAUAGGCAGUAAACAAAAAUACUGGCUUUUCUUGGCAGAUCAGAUAGCGUUUGCAUGGAAAUAUCGAAAAUCACUGUUUCAGGUCCUACGAAGACGAACACCUCACGAGACAUACAAUAGUCACGAACGGGUUCUGUAUGAAAAUCAACUCCGAUCCUCACCAUAUCUUAUGGAGCUACUGGUGAAAAUGUUCUACUAUGACUAUGUGACGUUUGGUUAUCCACUUCCAAGCAUUUAUUAG